CGUCUGCUGGAGUUCAACCAGGGAAAACUUCCCUUCGGUGCCGCUCAGAUCGGAAACUCCUUCAGGAACGAGAUCUCUCCUCGAUCUGGACUCAUCCGUGUCAGAGAGUUCACCAUGGCUGAGAUCGAGCACUUUGUGGAUCCAGACGAGAAGAACCACCCGAAAUUCUCUAACGUUGCCGACCUGGAUAUUCUGCUGUUUUCUUCCAAGGCUCAGACUAGUGGUCAGUCUGCACAGAUCAUGAGGCUGGGGGACGCUGUGGAGCAGGGGGUGAUCAACAACUCAGUGUUGGGUUACUUCAUUGGAAGGAUCUACCUCUAUCUGAUCAAAGCCGGGCUGUCCAAAGACAAAGUGCGCUUCCGUCAGCACAUGGAGAACGAGAUGGCUCACUACGCCUGCGACUGCUGGGACGCUGAGUCCAAAACAUCCUACGGCUGGAUUGAGAUCGUUGGAUGUGCUGAUCGCGCCUGCUAUGAUCUGUCGUGUCACUCCAAAGCCACGAAGGUCCCUCUAGUGGCCGAGAAGCUCCUGAAAGAACCCAAAGUGGUAAACGUUGUCCAGUUUGAGCCCAAUAAGGGAGCCAUAGGAACUUCCUACAAGAAGGAUGCUAAACUGGUUCUGGAGUUCCUGGCCGGGUGUGACGAAUGUUACAUCACCGACCAGGAGAAGCUCCUCACGGACAAAGGAGAGUUCAGCAUUGAGACUCAGGGACGGACAUUCAAAGUGACCAAAGACAUGGUCAGUGUGAAGCGGUUCCAGAAGACUCUGCACGUGGAGGAGAUUGUUCCCAAUGUAAUCGAGCCGUCCUUUGGCAUCGGCAGAAUCAUGUACUCCAUCUUCGAGCACUCGUUCCGCAAGAGGGAGGGCGACGAACAGAGGACGUAUUUCAGCUUCCCUGCCACUGUGGCUCCAUACAAAUGUUCCAUCCUUCCUCUGAGCCAACAUCAGGAGUUCACGCCAUUCGUCCAGCAGUUAUGUGAGUGUGAUGCUAACUCUCAGAUUAAAAUACAGCAUUAUGAAGUGUAACUUGUUUGUGUCUCC
Messenger RNA from Notothenia coriiceps (black rockcod), 1041 nucleotides. It is a transcript of the gene gars1, whose product is annotated as glycyl-tRNA synthetase 1. Gene Ontology annotation, molecular function: glycine-tRNA ligase activity; ATP binding. NCBI's taxonomy places the organism in Eukaryota, Metazoa, Chordata, Actinopteri, Perciformes, Nototheniidae. Gene Ontology annotation, cellular component: cytoplasm; mitochondrion. Gene Ontology annotation, biological process: mitochondrial glycyl-tRNA aminoacylation. The annotation marks the transcript as partial. The record is from RefSeq and is a predicted model, not a curated record. The transcript is spliced from 8 exons.